UAUAUUUUCCAGACUUGAGUUGAGUCUGUUUAGUUAAUAUGUAGUUGACGAAUGGUUUAAAAUUAGCGAGAUUUCUGAUCAUUUUUUUUAUUUCAAACGAGCGUAAUCGCCGUUGUGGGAUCAUGGGUCGAGUUAUCCGUGCACAGCGUAAGGGAGCUGGCUCAGUUUUCCGAGCCCACACCAAGAAAAGGAAAGGAGCACCCAAACUUCGUUCCCUGGACUACAGUGAAAGAAAUGGCUACAUCAAAGGAGUAGUCAAAGAUAUCAUUCACGAUCCUGGUCGUGGAGCUCCUCUGGCCGUUGUGCAUUUCAGAGAUCCGUACAAAUUCAAAACCAGAAAGGAACUGUUCAUUGCCCCUGAAGGACUUUACACCGGGCAAUUUAUAUAUUGCGGCAAAAAAGCAAACCUUACCAUUGGCAAUGUUAUGCCUGUGGGAACUAUGCCCGAGGGUACAAUCAUCUGCAAUGUUGAAGAAAAGACUGGCGACAGAGGCCGAUUGGCUAGAGCUUCUGGUCUAUAUGCCACCGUUAUUUCUCACAAUCCAGACACAAAGAGAACUAGGGUAAAGCUCCCGUCUGGUGCCAAGAAAGUUAUUCCAUCUGCAAAUCGUGGAAUGGUUGGAAUCGUUGCUGGUGGUGGACGUAUUGACAAGCCUAUACUGAAAGCUGGUCGUGCAUACCACAAAUACAAAGUCAAGAGAAACUGCUGGCCAAAGGUUCGUGGUGUUGCUAUGAACCCUGUUGAGCAUCCUCAUGGUGGUGGUAACCAUCAGCAUAUUGGUCAUGCUUCCACAGUCAAGCGUGGAACAAGUGCUGGUCGCAAGAUUGGUUUGAUUGCUGCUAGAAGAACUGGUAGAAUCAGAGGUGGAAAGACUGAAACUAAAAAAGAUGAUUAAGUUAAUUGUGUGUUAAUUGCAAUAUCAAUUGCAUCUAUUUUUUAUGAAAUCAUUUUUGUACAAGAAGUAGUUCGAAUAAAUGAAACAUUUAUCGAAA
Molecule: messenger RNA, 993 nt
Organism: Trichogramma pretiosum
Lineage: Eukaryota; Metazoa; Arthropoda; Insecta; Hymenoptera; Trichogrammatidae
Product: 60S ribosomal protein L8
Exons: 6
Coding region: 123-896 (257 amino acids)
Biological process (GO): cytoplasmic translation
Cellular component (GO): cytosolic large ribosomal subunit; ribosome
Molecular function (GO): structural constituent of ribosome; RNA binding
Source: RefSeq, a predicted model, not a curated record